GCCUCGAGGGAGUCAAAGGGCGCGUGGAAGCGGCUCGCGAUGGAAGGAGCGUUGUGGGGGCGCGCACGGGAGCGGCCUGUGAGACGAUAGAGCGAGAGAGAGGGAGAGACAAGCACCGGAGGAGUCCGCCCGCCUUCCCCUCCCCCCCUUCCCUCCGUACACGUAGCUCGGGCCUGACACCGGUCACCGCCCCGCCGCCUCCGCCUUCCUCCUCAUCCUCCUCCCGGGAUCCUGUGACCUCCUGUCACCGCUCCGCCGCCCCCUCCCCCCCUCCUCCACCUCAUCGGGUCUCCCUCACCGGUCUCCGCCGGUUUCCGUUCCUUCGCCGGAGGAGGGGAGGAGGGGGAGGUAGGCCGCGGCUCCAUGCGCCACUUCGCGGCCUUCCCUCCCUCCCCCUCCUCCUCCUCCACCGCCACCAACGGACUACUUCACCGACACUGACCCCCCGGAGACCUGGACACCCACCGGGACCGGACACGAUUCUUCAUACAGUUGUGGGGAAAGGCUGGAUUUUUAUAUGGGCAAAACACAUCGCUGCUUUCAACUAUGGAGUCGUAUUGAAAUCCAUUGAAGACUUAACAGCGAAGCGAAGUGCGAUUUCCUCCUGGUGGUGCUGAGAUAUAUAGGGGUCCGUCUAAAGAGACGGUUGAUGACGAAGCGAUUGGGGAAUAGAUGAAGGCCAAGUAGGGAAGGCAAAACGAUGCCCAAGGGUGGGUGUUCUAAAACACCACAGCCGGAAGAAUUCUCUCUAAGCUACGACAUGGUGGAGAAACAAACUGGGAAAAAGGAUAAAGAUAAAGUUUCCCUAAACAAGACUCCAAAGUUGGAUCGAAGUGAUGGAGGGAAAGAAGUGAAAGAAAAAACGACCAAAAGAAAAUUGCCUUUCUCAGUCGGAACCAAUGGAGAUCAAAAAGAUUCUGAUACCGAAAAGCAGGGACCCGAAAAGAAACGAAUCAAGAAGGAACCUGCUAACCGGAAGUGUGCGUUACCUUUUGGCAUUGGACUUUCAGGGAUGCGGGCCGGGUACCCUUUAUCGGAGAGGCAGCAGGUCGCCUUACUUAUGCAGAUGACAGCCGAAGAAUCUGCAAACAGCCCAGUGGACACGACACCAAAGCAUCCUUCUCAAUCUGCAGUUGGCCAGAAGGGGACUCCUAACUCCGCCUCCAAAACCAAAGACAAAGUUAACAAGCGAAAUGAGCGGGGGGAGACCCGUCUGCAUCGGGCCGCCAUAAGAGGCGAUGCGCGGCGAAUCAAGGAACUAAUUAAUGAAGGCGCCGAUGUCAACGUUAAAGAUUUUGCAGGUUGGACGGCCUUGCAUGAGGCGUGUAAUAGAGGUUACUAUGAUGUGGGAAAACAGCUCCUGGCUGCCGGGGCCGAGGUCAACACCAAGGGCUUGGACGACGACACCCCCCUGCAUGAUGCGUCCAACAACGGUCACUUCAAGGUUGUAAAGCUCCUGUUGCGGUAUGGAGGGAAUCCUCAUCAAAGUAAUCGGAGGGGCGAAACCCCUUUAAAAGUUGCAAAUUCUCCAACUAUGGUCAAUCUUCUCCUGGGCAAGGGUACCUACACCUCGAGUGAAGAAAGCUCAACUGAAACUUCAGAAGAGGAAGAUGCACCUUCAUUUGCACCCUCCAGCUCGGUGGAUGGCAAUAACACAGACUCGGAGUUUGAGAAGGGCCCGAAACGCAAAGGCAAGCGUCGGCGUCAUCGUCCGUCAAAAAGUACGCCGGUGAAAGACGAGUACGAGUUUGAUGAAGACGACGAAGAAGAUCGUGUGCCUCCAGUUGAUGACAAACAUUUGCUGAAAAAAGAGUUUCGGAAAGAGGCUAAAGCCAACAGUCUUAUUGCUGUUGCUAUUGCUAUUCCUAAAAUGGAAGUAAAAACGUUUGUUAAAAAUACAACUGCGCCAAAGAAAGCUGCUCGCCGUAUCCUGUCGGACACUUCAGACGAGGAGGACGGUUCCAUCACCAUAGGGGCCCCUGAAAAGCUCUGCCUGUCGGCUCCUACCGUCCUACCGAGCAAUAAAACCAGGGAGCAGCCUGUAGCAAAGCAUAAAGAGAAAGGCAAAGUCAAAAAGAAGCGGAAGAAAGAUGCAAAAACAAAGGAAGUAAAGUUUGAGAAGAAAAACGUAUUUUGUUCCUCUGAAACAGAAAGUGAAAACUUAGAGAGUGAUGUAGAAAACGAUAUACUUUCCUUAGAAAAUUCAAACUGUGUAAAAGACUCUGCCUUAGCAUUGAAGGAGACUUCUUUGUUUAGCUCUCUUUCAGCAUCUUCAGCAUCUUCUCAAGGGAGUUUAGCAUCACAGAAGCACAAUGCUAAUAUCCCUGACCAGCACUCCAAGCACUGGAGAACGGACAAUUGGAAAACGGUAUCUUCCCCUCACUGGUCAGAUGUUAGCUCUUUAUCGGACUCCACAAGGACACGGUUGACUAGUGACUAUGAUUACUCCUCAGAGGAGUCCAGUGUAGAGUCUGUAAAACAAGUUAAAAAGAAACACGAGCACAAAAAGAAAAGCAAUAUGCAUAACAGCAUAUACGAAAAGAACUCUUUUCAUCUUCACGUAGAUGGGGCAAUUCCAAAACUAGAUAAAGAAGGUAAAGUAGUAAAAAAACACAAAACUAAACACAAAAAUAAAGAAAAAGGGCAGGCUGGACAAGACGUUAAAAUCCUUAAAACCUUUUCUAUCGACUACGACGACUCUAAACAAAAAUCGGACAAGCCAUUAAGUUUGGACGUUGACGUUCCUGAAAAAUUAAAAGUAUUAAAACAUGAAAACGAGCACCUCAGAAAGGAGGACAAGCUUUCAAAAGUAAAAUCUGAGAAAGAAGACUGGGGCUACCGGGAUGAAAGUAGUAAGGUUACCAAAGAAGAGAAGUCAUCUAAAAAGAAUAAAGAGGGCAAGGACAGUAGUAAACUUUUUAAAGAGGACAGAGACCGCUCUGGAAAAACAGAAAAAACUGUCAAAGAAAAAUCCCCCAAAGAAGAAAAGAAAGUCCACAAAGAAGAAAAGAAGAAGAAAACGAAAGACAAGUCCUCCAAAUCUGAAAAGAAAAACGAGCUAAAAGAGGAGAAAAUUUCCAAACCCGAAAAAGACAAAAGUUUCAAAGAGGAGAAGGUCAAGAAGGAAAAGUCUCACAAAGAUGAAGCACCAUUCGAAGAAUUAAACAGCAAAACCAAAUUUUUAGAAGAAACCAAGUACACUUCAGAUGAUCAGGGUUUAUGGAUUUCUGAGAUGUCCUCAGACUCUUCUUUUGACUUCAAAGCUGAAGAUAGCUGGGACUCUUCCUUUGCAGACUUUAGAGAAAGCAAAAACGAUUCCAUCCCUAAGCUUAUUGUAGAAUCUAUCAAGGAGGAAGUCAAGGAAAAAGACUCCAAAAACAAAGACCGGAGAGAAUAUGGCGAGACGCAACCAGAGAAAGAGACUGUUGUAAAAAGAAAAGAUCGAGACUCUACUGACAAAACUUCUGACAAAAAGAGAGAUCAGACGGAUGCACACAAAGGUGCCACCUUGUACACAGGUGAGCGUGAGAAGAAGAGGAAGGACUCUCUCGACACCACCAAAACACGAAAAGAAAAAGAUGUGGACUCCGCAAGGAGGGAUUCUUUAGGAAGCAAAGAACGGAGGGAUUCUAAAACUAAACCAGAAGAACAGUAUAAAGAAGACCUGAAUGACCACGGGUCAGAGACCUCCUUUAAAGAGAAGUCAGAACAAGAGCCAAUUACUAAGAAUUCUGAGACACGGGAGAGGCAUCACUCUGGCAAGGAAAGGCGGGACGCGGAGAGGAAGGAAAAAUCUAAAUCUGAAAAACAUCGCGAGAAAUCAAGAGAUUCAGAAAAGCCUGAAAAACUUGACCGAAGUCAAAAAGAAACGGAGAAAGGGUCUCAAAAAAAGAAAGAGGAAAAGUACAAAGAUAAAGUUUCCUCUGAGCAGAAAACUGAGAAGAAAGAAAAGGAUUUUGGGGACAAGAGAGAUGACAAGAAGGCCAAAGGGAAAAACUGGUAUAACAUUGCGGACAUCUUUACAGAUGAAAGUGAAGAGGAGGAUAAUCUAUUCAUGCCAGGGUUCAAAAUCUCGGAGGCGUAUGUCAAUGAUCUGCACAGAAUGGAUAGUUAUCAUGAGCGGGAGAAUCCUUUACAAGACAAAGAGCCUUCCCAGGCUGAUAAACACAGAAGAAAUUCCAGUGAAAAACAUUUGGGUGAAAAACAAAAAGAUCGGGAACCAAAAGAGAAGAAGAAAGAUAAAGGUCAGUCAGAAUCAGGGAAAGAGAAGAAAGAAAAGAACACUGAAAAACACAAAGAGAAAAAAGAUAAGGAGUCCCUUGACAAAUACCGCAAAGACAGAAUGUCAGUAGAUUCCAACCAAGACAAGAAGUCUAAACAAAAGGUACCAGGUGAUAAAAGUGAAAAGAGACACCAGACUGAGGAGAAGGUCAAAAACAAACACAAGGAGAAAUCUGAUAAAGAUCACUUUAAAGAUCGAAAGUCCUCUAAAGGUGAUACUGAGAAGAGUCUUCUGGAGAAAUUGGAAGAGGAGGCCCUCAAUGACUACAAGGAUGAUUCCAAUGACAAAAUCAGUGAAAUCUCUUCCGACAGUUUUACAGAUCGGGGCCAGGAUGCUGGCCUUGCAAACCUGUUGGAAGGUGCUGUGGUGACCACUAUAGAUUCAAUCGAGGAAAAAUGUAAAGAUUCUGUACCUGGUUUGGCAGAAAAGUUGAAGGAAAAGGAAAGAAAUAGGCACUCUAGCUCCUCUUCAAAGAAAAGCCAUGACAAGGAUAAAUCACGAAAAGACAAGUCUGAUAAGAAGGCUGAAAAACUGGAUGAAACAAGGGACACCUAUAGCAGGCGAGAGUCCAUACAGUAUGAUAAGGAGACUCCAACAGCAGAUGGAGACACUUUCUCUUCAUUUUCUGUUAAGACGGAAACUGAAGAGGAAUUGGAUAGAAGCCUAGACUUUGCUUUUGGUUCUGAAAAAGAGAAGCAUGAUUCUGAAAGAGACUCACUAAAAAAAUCUGAAAAGGACAAAGCAUCAUACUCUUCUGUUGUGAAAGAAAAGAAAAAGAAAGAUAAACAUCGUGACAAAAGCAAAGAUGACAAACACCGAGACAAACAUUUGGAAGCCUUCUUUAAGCAUCACAGGGAGGAGCCGAAACCUAUAAGUAGAGAUAAGGAAUCUCCAUUACUUUUAAAAGAAAAAUCUAAAGACGAGGUGGUAAGAUUUGGCGAUCUAAAAAUCAAAGAUAGAAAGGAUAGCUUUGAGAAAGAGACUGUGAAGAUCCUGAAUGGUACAGAGAAAGUCACCCUUAAGGACGCCAACAAGAAAGACAAUAAUAGGCCACGAGAAAAACUUCUUGGUGAUGGAGAUCUAAUGAUGACCAGUUUUGAAAGGAUGCUGAGCCAAAAAGAUCUUGAAAUUGAGGAAAAGCAUAAAAAGCACAAAGAAAGAAUGAAGCAAAUGGAAAAGAUGAGGCACCGCUCUGGAGAUCCCAAGCUAAAAGAAAAAUUAAAAUCGGAAGAACAGCGUAAGAAAAGUCUGGACUUGACUGCCAAAAAACCUUUGGUAACGGAUCCACUCCAAAAAGAUAAAAAGUCUAAAGAUUUAUCAUCCAAUGCAGCACCACCUGAAAAUAAAGCCCCGGCCAUUACUGGGAAUGAUUCGAAAGAUUGGCUCAAUGGCCCACAAAAUAAAGAAGUGCUCACAGCUUCUCCAAGACCUGAUCAAAAUAGGCCAACAGGUGUCCCCACUCCUACAUCUGUCAUCUCUUGUCCAAGUUAUGAAGAAGUCAUGCAGACCCCAAGGACCCCGUCUUGCAGUACCGAAGACUAUCCAGAUUUGAUGUUUGACUGUUCAGAUACGCAGCACUCUUUGCCUGUGUCUGCAAUGUCUAUGAAUGCCUGCUCACCUACGUUUUUUGACCGUUUUUCAGCAACAUCCAGUGGAAUGCCCGAAAACCCAAGUCAGACACCUACUAGGGUACCUUGUUCUGUGAAUCGUAGCCAAUCUGUCUCUGUUGAUGUCAGAAGAGUUCCCGAAGAAGAGUUUCCUCCUUCAGAAAUGAAAUUUUACAGACAGCAGAGUGUGCCGGCAGCUUCUAGCUUCAGUUCGCCAAUGCAUAUAACAAUGGAUGAGAAGAUCCAACCACUUGUUCCUGAAGAAAAAUUCACAUGCGGGUCUCCAAGUUACUUUUCACCAGACUACAGGGCAGUAUCUCCUCCAAGAGUUGAAGUUGACGAUACUUCCUGUACACCCGCAGCUGUUGCCAGUAUUGCGCCAUCACCUGACCGUGGCUAUUUGGCAAAAUCCCCACCAUUAGAAAGAGAUGACUUGCUUGAGCCUUCUACAGAAAGUGCCAUUCCUCCCGAUCUUGGCCUGCCAUGUGACUCUGCUGAAGCACAACAAGCUACAGAAUCCAUUUUAUCCCAAGAACCAAGCUAUUCACCACCUGAGUCUAAUUUUCUGCAACAUGAACCAGCCUAUUUACAGACUGAUGAUAACUUUAUGACAAAUGAAAAUAGCUUUUCAGCAGCACCCGACUUUAUGCCAGAGGAGGAGGAGGAGGAGGAGGAGGAGGAGGCACCACCACCUUAUAUACACCAGGAACCGGCCUACAUUCCUCAACAGCCAGACUUUCUAUCCCAGGAGCCAGAAUAUUUGCCUUCAGAGCCAUCCUUUAUGCCACCAGAACAGGGUUAUGUUCUUCAUCCAGGAUCUAGUUUUCCCUCCACAGACCCUGCUUAUUUGCCCACCGAAUCUGGAUUUCAUACCCCACAUACAGAAGCUUCUUUUUUACCCCCGGAACCUGCAUUUUUACCACCACCUACAGAAUCUGGUUUCCUUCCACCUGUUGAAGAGAAUACAUUUAGCUCAACAAUUUCUGAUCAAAAUUUAGAAUGGGUCAGUCCACAUAAUAGAAAUACAGACUCUGUUAUCCCCCCAAGUUUAAUGAGUAACCCCCUGGACCCACCUGGGAACUGGUCAAUGGCACCUGAGCUUCUAAAAUCUCCUCCGAGGUUCACGGAGUCGCCUAAGGAUUUUUGCUCGCCUGAAAAAUCUAUUGCUGCUUCAGUUCCAUUUAUUUCUUCUGAUUCACCUUAUCCAGUUUCUCCCAUUCCCUACCCCUUGUCCGAACCAGCCCCAGAUGAACUGAAAGAGGAUAGGGAGCAUGUUGAAGAGAGCCUGCCUCAGCCGGAUGAUCAAGGUCCAUAUGAAUCUCCAACUCCUCUUACCAACUUUUUAAAUAACUGCGAUGAUCUAUCAGAUGAUCAGCAGGCAUUGGCACCUGAGUCUCAACUCAACACAGAACCUCUAGAAGAUGCAUUGGCCUCCGUUAAAGAAAGUUAUGUGGAGCCCAGUGAUGUUCAACCACCACCUACUCAAGAUCCAGAGCCAUGGCCUGACCCAUUUUCUUCAGCUGUGGAGGAUCUGGAUCUUGGACCAUUUUCUCUGCCCGACCUUCCACUUCCUGUCAAAGAAGAAAGUGAUGCCGAGAUCUGUGAACAGCCAAACAUCAUUGCAAGGAGUCCCGAUGUUCCUCCCGAUGUUCCUCCCGAUGUUCCUCCUGAUAUUCCUCCCGAUGUUCCUUCUGAUGAUCCUCCUGAUGAUCCUCUUGGUGUGUCCAAUGAGGAUGACAACGUUGAAAUGCCUCAGGUUGAAACUGAUCUCCCACAGCCAGAGACUCCUAAAGAAACAAAUACAGUGGAAAUGGAGGAACCAAUACCCGAAGUUCAGGAGCAGAAAGAUGACCACGCUGAAGAACCAACAAUAGACACUGAACAACUAUCCCAUAAUACAAAGCCAGUGUUUGAACCAACAAGCUUUGCAAUACCUUAUGUACAACUGGAAACUCUUCAAGAAGUAGAGAAUAAGGUACAGGAAAGCCUAAGUUCUUCUGCAGAUACCUGCACUCCGGUGUCACCAAAGCAGACUGAGGCCGAUGUGAAAGAAGCCGAAAGUCAACCGGUGGAAACAGUUGCUAGUGAACCCGUCGUACAAGUCGAGGCCCCUCCAGUUAACCCUCCAGUAGAAGUUCAAGAGCAAAUGCCAAAAAUAACAGUUGAUACUCCAAAACCCCCCAAAGUAGACGAGAUUCCGCUACGGAUGACUCGAAACAGGGCUCAAAUGCUGGCCAACCAGAAUAAGCAGAACACUUCCACACCGGAGAAGGAACCACCUGUAGCAAAUACACCAUCGACCCGUGGAAAAAGUAAAGUCGCAGAGGAGGAAGAUUCCCAAACGCACCCCCGCAAGAAGAAGUUGCAGAAGCCCAAUCAACUUCAGCAGCAGAUAAUCAGCACCACCAGUCAGCAGACGCGGGAGAUGAUCCAGCAGACCUUGGCGGCCAUCGUUGAUGCCAUCAAGUUGGACGACAUUGAGCCAUAUCACAGCGACAGGUCGAAUCCGUACUUUGAAUAUUUGCAGAUUAGGAAAAAAAUUGAAGAGAAGAGGAAAAUAUUGUGUUACAUCACACCUCAAGCCCCUCAAUGUUAUGCUGAAUAUGUGACUUACACUGGCUCUUAUUUAUUGGAUGGCAAACCUCUGAGCAAGCUUCACAUCCCAGUGAUCGCACCGCCGCCAUCGUUAUCGGAUCCGCUAAAAGAAUUAUUCCGGCAACAGGAAGCGGUGAGGGGGAAACUUCGCCUGCAACACAGCAUUGAAAGGGAGAAACUCAUCGUGUCUUGUGAACAGGAGAACCUCAGAGUUCAUUGCAGAGCGGCCAGGACAAUUGCCAACCAGGCUGUGCCUUUUAGUGCCUGCACCAUGCUGCUGGACUCGGAGGUGUACAACAUGCCUCUGGAAAAUCAGGGAGAUGAAAAUAAAUCCGUCAGAGAUCGGUUCAAUGCCCGUCAGUUUCUGUCCUGGCUGCAAGAUGUGGAUGACAAAUAUGACCGGAUGAAGACAUGCGUGUUAAUGAGACAGCAACAUGAAGCCGCCGCCUUGAACGCUGUCCAGAGGAUGGAGUGGCAGUUGAAGAUGCAGGAACUGGAUCCGACCGGACACAAAUCCCUCUGCGUCAACGAGGUUCCCUCUUUCUAUGUGCCAAUGGUGGACGUGAACGAUGACUUUGUGCUCUUGCCGGCAUGACAAGGCGGACUCUCCGGGGUUUUUCUUUUUUUGGUUUUAUUUUAUUUUCAUUCAAAACUGGCAAGGGCCGGCCCCCUUGGCUAAGAAGAGCUCAGUUUUCGCUUGCACAGCUGCGUCGAGAAAUAAAGCCCCUCCCCCCACUCACCGUGCAAUCUUCAGAAAUCAAAAUCUUUUAAAAUGACCUUUUUAAUUAUUUUAUUUUUUGGCUUUAUGUUCCACCUUGUCGGGACAUGGUGCGAUGACCUCAGGUCAGCCAACGCCGGGGCCCACUUUGCAAAGCAGAUGGGGCCCCUUUUUAUUUUUAAUACAUUUUCUGUUCCUGGAAACUUCCUGCAGGUCCUGCAUGUGGUUCAUACUGGUUUAGGAUCCUCACCCCUCCCCCUCCCCCCCAGCAGCAGCGAGCAUGGCUGUCCUGAAUUUCAUUUUAAAAAGGAGACCAACACCCGGUUUGUGUCACACGUUCCUCCUUUUCCCAUCUUUUAAUCUCCUCGGGCAUUUUGUUUUCUCUUUUCGGAGAACUUUAACUUGAAAACACUACAGAGCCAAUACUCUCCUAUAUGUAUAAAAAAAAAGACAAAAAAAAGUAUCUGGUAAAUUCUGUACAGUUUUUUAUACACAUUACCCGAUGUACUUUGCUGCCUUCUAGAUAAAUUAUUUUGCAAACACAUUACUGCACAGUUGUAAAUAACUUAUGUACUGUAACAUCACUUUCAGUUUUGUGUAAAGAAAUAAAUUAAAAACUAAAAAAAAAAACCACAAAAAACUUUG
This is a messenger RNA of Rana temporaria (common frog), 9847 nucleotides long. RefSeq names its product ankyrin repeat domain 11 (gene ANKRD11). Gene Ontology annotation, cellular component: nucleus. Gene Ontology annotation, biological process: anatomical structure morphogenesis. NCBI's taxonomy places the organism in Eukaryota, Metazoa, Chordata, Amphibia, Anura, Ranidae. The transcript has 14 exons. The coding region runs from base 701 to 9079 and encodes 2792 amino acids. Gene Ontology annotation, molecular function: protein binding. The record is from RefSeq and is a predicted model, not a curated record.